AUGAACGAAAAUCUAUUUGCCUCUUUCAUUACCCCAACAGUAAUAGGUCUACCAAUUGUCGUAACCAUCAUCAUAUUUCCAUCAAUUUUGUUCCCAUCAUCAGAACGCCUUAUUAGCAACCGCCUCCACACAUUUCAACACUGACUAAUUAAGCUUAUUCUCAAACAAAUAAUGUUAAUUCAUACACCAAAAGGACGAACCUGAGCACUAAUAAUCGUAUCACUAAUUAUAUUUAUUGGCUCAACUAACCUUUUAGGCUUGCUUCCCCACACAUUUACUCCCACUACUCAACUAUCUAUAAAUCUAAGCAUAGCUAUUCCUCUAUGAGCAGGAGCCGUAAUCUUAGGUUUCCGGCAUAAGUUAAAAAGUUCUUUAGCCCACUUCUUACCUCAAGGAACGCCCAUUUCACUCAUUCCCAUACUAAUUAUUAUCGAAACUAUCAGCCUUUUCAUCCAACCAAUAGCACUAGCAGUACGACUAACAGCAAAUAUCACAGCAGGCCACCUAUUAAUGCACCUAAUCGGAGGAGCCGCCCUAGUUCUCAUAAACAUUAGCCCACCAACCGCUACAAUCACAUUUAUUAUCCUUCUCCUACUUACAAUACUUGAAUUCGCUGUAGCUUUAAUUCAAGCUUACGUAUUCACUCUUCUAGUAAGCCUAUAUCUACAUGAUAAUACAUAA
Rattus rattus (black rat) is the source of this 681-nucleotide messenger RNA. NCBI's taxonomy places the organism in Eukaryota, Metazoa, Chordata, Mammalia, Rodentia, Muridae. The record is from the annotation of a RefSeq genome assembly.